Messenger RNA from Zingiber officinale, 1252 nucleotides. RefSeq lists its product as uncharacterized. Gene Ontology annotation, molecular function: protein-containing complex binding. Gene Ontology annotation, cellular component: mitochondrion. The coding region runs from base 217 to 1074 and encodes 285 amino acids. The transcript is spliced from 10 exons. The record is from RefSeq and is a predicted model, not a curated record. Lineage: Eukaryota; Viridiplantae; Streptophyta; Magnoliopsida; Zingiberales; Zingiberaceae.
AUAAUCGUCGCCCAGCAGUUGAAUCGCGAGGCCGCUGCGUUCACCGGUCGAUCACCACACACGGCUUCAGCGACAUUUUUACUUUUUAACGCCACGCAGAAUGAAUGACAACGCAAGCAACGGCGUCGCUCGAGAAGCUGCGACAGCGAUUCGAUCACCGUGAAGAAAGACAUCGCCUUAUUGAGAAGAAGAAGAAGAAGAAGCGGGGAUCCGAGAAUGAGAUCGAUAGCUUCGCGUUUGAUCCACUCGCCCUCUUCCUUCCCCCGUUCAUGCUCUGCUCGUCUGUUGAGAUAUGAAAGAUCAAUUUCAACUGAGUCGAAUCAUGUGGACGAGCCUCAUAAAUUGGAGGAAGUAGAAACUAUAAGAACGCCACCUCCACCGUUGGAAAAGUUACUUGUACUGGGUGGCAAUGGUUUCAUUGGUUCACAUGUUUGCAAAGAGGCUUUGGAUCAAGGGUUAUCAGUUUCUAGUCUCAGCAGGUCUGGAAGAUCAUCGAUACGUGAACAAUGGGCUGAUAAAGUUGAGUGGCGCCAAGGAAGCCUUCUUGUACCUGAAACUUGGAGGGAUGCUUUGAAUGAUGUGACUGCAGUGAUAUCUUGUGUUGGGGGUUUUGGAUCUAAUUCUCACAUGUACAAGAUCAAUGGGACUGCCAACAUCAAUGCCAUCAGGGCUGCUUCUGAAAAAGGUGUAAAAAGAUUUGUAUAUGUUUCAGCUGCUGACUUUGGUCCAGUUAAUUAUCUUCUGAAAGGAUAUUAUGAAGGGAAGAGGGAUGCUGAAGCAGAACUAUUAUUGAAAUUCGCCUUUGGAGGGGUAAUUCUCAGGCCUGGUUUUGUGCAUGGAACGCGCCGAGUUGGGAGUAUAAAGAUUCCUCUAUGGCUAAUUGGAUCGCCAUUGGAGAUGGUUCUUCAGCACGCAAAGCCACUUAGUCGCAUCCCGGUUGUUGGUCCUCUCUUCACACCUCCGGUUAAUGUCACCUCUGUCGCAAAAGUUGCGGUCAGAGCUGCUACCAAUCCAGUGUUUCCUCCGGGCAUAGUUGACGCUUAUGGCAUUCUUCGAUAUGGCAAACAGAAGUGAGUUAACUCUAGUCUUGGAUUAGCUUGGUUUUUUUCUUCCUCAUAAAAAGAGUUAGAUCUCCUGAACAAUUCAUUAAUAAUGUAAGCCACCUUCCUCUUCGGCAUGCUGAGGAGAAUUGAACUGUGCAAACUGGCAUUGGUUCGUUCGAACAAAAGUUUGAAAUACUCUUUCAAUUCGA